GCCAGCCUGUCACUGCGCCUGCGCCGGCCGCUCGCCCUCUCCCUCCUCGCGCAUGCGCCGCCGUGUUGUCAGGGGUGACGUGUCCCGGUGACAGGCUGGCAGCAGCAGGAAGUGGCGGGGAUCGGAGCAGGCCACCACCGACAUGCUGAAGAAGUUCGACAAGAAGGACGAGGAGUCCGGAGGUGGCUCCAACCCGUUCCAGCACCUAGAGAAAAGUGCGGUUCUCCAGGAGGCUCGUUUGUUUAAUGAGACUCCGAUCAACCCCCGAAAAUGUGCCCACAUCCUGACCAAGAUAUUGUACCUGAUAAACCAGGGUGAGCACAUGGGCGCCACAGAAGCAACGGAAGCCUUCUUUGCCAUGACUAAACUGUUCCAGUCCAAUGAUCCUACGCUCCGCAGAAUGUGCUACCUCACUAUAAAGGAGAUGGCGAAUAUUUCCGAGGACGUGAUCAUUGUCACCAGCAGUUUAACCAAAGACAUGACUGGGAAGGACGACGGCUACAGAGGCCCCGCAGUGCGAGCGUUGUGCAGAAUCACAGAUAACACCAUGCUGCAGGCCAUUGAACGCUACAUGAAACAAGCCAUAGUGGACAAGAUGCCCAGCGUAUCCAGUUCUGCCCUGGUCUCCUCCCUGCACCUGCUGAAGACGAGUUUUGACGUGGUUAAGCGUUGGGUUAAUGAGGCGCAGGAAGCGGCAUCCAGUGAUAAUAUGAUGGUUCAGUAUCAUGCUCUAGGAUUGCUGUAUCAUGUCCGCAAAAAUGAUCGCCUCUCCGUCAACAAGAUGCUGAGCAAGUUCAUGCGUCACGGCCUGAAGUCUCCCUUCGCCUACUGUAUGAUGAUCCGUGUGGCCAGCAAGCUGCUGGAGGAGGAGGACGGGAGCCGGGACAGUCCACUGUUUGAUUUCAUUGAGAGCUGCCUGAGAAACAAGCAUGAAAUGGUCGUGUAUGAAGCUGCCUCUGCCAUCGUCAACCUGCCCUCCUGCACUGCCAAAGAGCUGGCUCCUGCCGUGUCCGUGUUACAGCUGUUCUGCAGCUCUCCCAAAGCUGCUCUGCGUUACGCUGCUGUCAGAACCCUGAACAAGGUGGCUAUGAAACACCCAUCCGCUGUAACCGCCUGCAACCUCGACCUAGAGAAUCUGGUGACGGACUCUAACCGCAGUAUCGCCACCUUGGCCAUCACCACGCUGCUGAAGACCGGCAGCGAGAGCAGCAUCGACCGACUCAUGAAACAGAUCUCAUCCUUCAUGUCCGAAAUCUCCGACGAGUUCAAGGUGGUGGUUGUCCAGGCGAUCAGCGCCCUGUGUCACAAGUAUCCCCGUAAGCACGCCGUCCUGAUGAGUUUCCUGUUCACGAUGCUCCGAGAAGAGGGUGGUUUUGAAUACAAGCGGGCGAUCGUUGACUGUAUCAUCAGUAUCAUAGAAGAGAACCCUGAGAGCAAAGAGACCGGACUGUCCCAUCUGUGCGAGUUCAUAGAGGACUGCGAGUUCACUGUCCUGGCCACCCGCAUCCUCCACCUCCUCGGGCAGGAAGGACCACGGACCGCCAACCCAUCCAAGUACAUCCGCUUCAUCUACAACCGGGUUAUCUUGGAGAACGAGGAGGUUCGGGCAGGUGCUGUAAGUGCUUUGGCCAAGUUCGGCGCUCAAAAUGAAGACAUGUUGCCUAGCAUUUUGGUGCUAUUGAAAAGGUGUGUUAUGGACGAUGACAAUGAAGUAAGAGACCGAGCAACAUUCUAUGUGAACAUUUUGGAGCAAAGACAGAAGGCUCUCAAUUCCACCUACAUCCUUAAUGGGUUGACUGUGUCCAUCCCAGGGCUGGAGCGAUCGCUGCAGCAAUACACUCUGGAUCCUUCUGAGAAGCCAUUUGACUUGAAGUCUGUCCCACUAGCUACAGCACCUAUGGCAGAGCAAAGAGCAGACAGUUCACCGGUCACCACCGUCCGACAGCCAGAAAAAGUGGUAUCUACAAGGCAGGACAUUUUCCAAGAGCAACUUGCUGCUGUCCCAGAAUUCAAAAGCCUUGGCCCCUUAUUCAGGUCUUCUCCCGAACCCGUCGCCCUCACCGAAUCAGAGACGGAAUACGUGGUCCGUUGCACCAAGCACACAUUUGUUAAUCAUCUAGUGUUCCAGUUUGAUUGUACCAAUACACUGAACGAUCAGAUACUGGAGAAUGUGACUGUACAGAUGGAGCCUACAGAAGGAUAUGAGGUCCUUUGCUAUGUUCCUGUGAAAGCUCUGUCCUACAACCAGCCGGGGACGUGUUACACCCUGGUCUCUAUACCCGAAGAGGAUCCUUCUGCAUAUGCAUGCACAUUUAGUUGCAUGCUGAAGUUCACAGUGAAGGACUGUGACCCCAACACUGGAGAGGCAGAAGAUGAAGGCUAUGACGACGAGUAUGUGCUUGAAGACAUUGAGGUGACCGUGGUAGAUCACAUACAGAAAGUUCUAAAACCCAACUUCGGCGCCGCUUGGGACGAGGUGGGAGAUGAGUUUGAGAAAGAAGAGACUUUCAACUUAUCCACCAUAAAAACGCUGGAAGAUGCAGUAGGGAACGUUAUACGGUUCCUGGGAAUGCAGCCUUGCGAGCGGUCGGAUAAAGUGCCAGAAAACAAGAACGCUCACAGCCUGUAUCUGGCCGGUGUGUUCCGCGGUGGACACGACAUCUUAGUACGGGCAAAGCUGGUACUCACGGACACUGUAACAAUGCAGGUCACUGCCCGCAGCAAGGAGGAAUAUCCGGUGGACGCAAUCAUGGCCUCCGUGGGCUAAAGAGCAGCAGUAAUCCGCACUACAGAAAUAAUGGGAUUUAUACUGUACAUUACCCCUACAUAGCCAGAGGGUGCCUUCAAUACGUGGGAACACUGUUGCAUAAUAAAUUCAAAUUCUCUUGGUAUGAAACUGGCUCAGACUUUCACUCCUGUCGAGUGCGCCGGAGGUUAAGCAGUCUAAAAAUCAUUUACUGUUAAUAUAACAAAAACUAGUAAAAAAAAAAAAAAAUGUGUUUCAUUAGAGGUGGGCGGGUGAAAAUAAAGGACUGUCUUUGCAAAUCCUGUAAUUAGUGUUUUUUGUUUUUGUAACGAGAAAAACUGUAUAAAACCAUUAUCCCUCUUUCCAUGCUGUUUUAAAUUAUUGAAUUGUUUCGGUACUGAUUUCCUUGUAUAGUUGCCCUAAGUUUAAAAGAAAUACGUUGGCAUAUUUAGUCUAGCGCCCCCUAUUUGUGGAAGACUUCAUGUGCAAGAUAAAGUGUCACAACAUAUAGACGUGGAACUUUUAGCUGCAUCUAGGAUUCAGUUAUCUAUCGGUAUCUAGCAUCUGGAAAUCAGUUUGUACAGGAUAGUUGGCCGCUACACACCAAUGUACAUAAUUGGCAGAGAAUAGUAGCUAUAUAGCAAAAAGGGAUAAUGACCAGGCUCUUUUACACGUAUGCUUUAGCAGGAGACUAUAGCCCUUCUUGCAGCUCCCUUCUCUAUCUCGCCCCCUAGUGGAUGAAUAAGAAAGUAGUGAUGUCAUCACAUCAGUAUGUGUCCAGAAUACUUCUAUUUUAAGGAAAAUAGCAUAUGAAAAUGAUAUUACAAAUCAUCUUAUUCAUUUACUGCGUGUAAAAACAAAUUUAGUUUGCCGCCUCUCAUACUUCAAAUCUUCACGUUCUUUCCAUAUUCUUUCAAGGCUGGAUAGAUAAUGAUGCGGGAGAUGUAUCAAAGCUUUGAGAGAGAGAAAGUACCAACCAAUCAGCUCCUAGUUGUCAUUUUUCAAUCAUCCUGUAAAAUGACAGACGCUGAUUGACUGGUACUUUCUCUCCCCACUUUAUCACUUUCCAAGCUUUGAUAAGUCUCCCCCUGUAUAAGAUUUGGGUAUGAGUAUAGAUUACCUUUAACAGAAAAAAUGAUUUGUAAAAUAAUAGUCUUUAACCUAUGACCCCCAGUGGGAGGGGCUGUUAGGCAGACUGACCCUUUUUAUAGCCAUAUAAUAAUGUUCAUUCCUCCUAUUCUGACCACACAAGUUAAUUGUGGCCGGAACUCUGAGCUGUGUGUAUUGGGGGAUAUCCACAUUGUAUGACUUAUUAUUCUGUAAUGAGAACGUUGUUGGGCACUUUAGAUAAUUUGUAGAUUCGGACAUAAUAAAGAGACUUUCCUUGGCACACAGUGUCCAGUACUUUGGAGAAUAUUUCCGUGUGUACACUGUAUACUCAAAUUUUAUUGCUUUUGUAUUUGUAUGGAAAAGGAGCAUAUGGUGAAAUGCCAUAAUAAAGAAAUGAACAGAU
This is a messenger RNA of Pseudophryne corroboree (corroboree frog), 4259 nucleotides long. It is a transcript of the gene COPG1, whose product is annotated as COPI coat complex subunit gamma 1. The transcript is spliced from 24 exons. The coding region runs from base 143 to 2767 and encodes 874 amino acids. The record is from RefSeq and is a predicted model, not a curated record. Gene Ontology annotation, biological process: organelle transport along microtubule; protein secretion; endoplasmic reticulum to Golgi vesicle-mediated transport. Gene Ontology annotation, molecular function: structural molecule activity. Lineage: Eukaryota; Metazoa; Chordata; Amphibia; Anura; Myobatrachidae. Gene Ontology annotation, cellular component: endoplasmic reticulum-Golgi intermediate compartment; endoplasmic reticulum; COPI vesicle coat.